Cryptomeria japonica (Japanese cedar) is the source of this 3080-nucleotide messenger RNA. Its product is annotated as CSC1-like protein At3g21620. NCBI's taxonomy places the organism in Eukaryota, Viridiplantae, Streptophyta, Pinopsida, Cupressales, Cupressaceae. Bases 349 to 2700 code for a protein of 783 amino acids. Gene Ontology annotation, molecular function: calcium-activated cation channel activity. The transcript is spliced from 13 exons. The record is from RefSeq and is a predicted model, not a curated record. Gene Ontology annotation, cellular component: plasma membrane.
GAGGGGAAUGAUCCGAGAGUACCUAUAUUUUUUCGAUCUCCAUCAUCAUUUUCAUUGCCACCCGUCUCGUAUGCUCCAAUUUGGCGCCUUCCAUCAUACUCCUCUCAACUCCUCCCUCGCUCCUUACGCUUGUUGCAUCGUAAACAUAAAACAACUAUUAUAUGUCAAAAAUUCUAUCAAUUUUGGUCUGAAAAUCUUUUCUUAGAGUCUUCUUGUUACCCUCUCAUUAUAACCAGUUAAGAGGUAGGCGAUAUUGCCUUGGGCACCAAAUGGCUGUUUAGCACAAUUGUGAAAAAGAGGUUGUUUUGGCGAUAAGGGCGGGUUCAGAGUUCACCAUAAUUGGAGUAGAUGGCAACACUGCAGGAUAUUGGAGUAGCUGCAGGAAUACACCUUCUCACUGCUUUGAUAUUCUUGUUUGCAUUUGCGAUUCUCCGAUUGCAGCCUAUAAAUGAUAGGGUUUACUUUCCAAAAUGGUACUUGAAAGGGUUGAGGGAGAGUCCAAGGGAUGUGAGCACAUCGGUUGGGAAAUUCAUUAAUAUAGACUGGAGAAUAUACAUCAAAUUUUUGAACUGGAUUCCAGAGGCUCUGAAAAUGCCCGAAUCUGAGCUCAUUGAGCAUGCAGGUCUUGAUUCUGUUGUUUACCUGAGAAUAUAUAUUGUUGGCCUGAAAGUUUUUGUGCCUUUGAUGGUUCUUGCUUUUACAAUUCUUGUUCCUGUCAAUGCCACAAGCAGCAUUUCAGAUGCAGAAAAGGAUGAUGUAGGCUUCAGUGAUAUUGACAAGUUUUCAAUCUCAAAUGUUAGUGAGGGUUCUAACAGGUUCUGGGCCCAUGUACUUAUGUCAUGUGUAUUUACGAUAUGGACAUGCUUUGUUCUUUAUAAGGAGUAUGAGAUGGUAGAGUCUAUGAGAAUUUGUUUCUUAGAAGCACAACAUCGUCGUCCUGACCAAUUCACGGUUCUAGUGAGAAAUGUGCCUGCUGAUCCAGAUGAAUCUAUCAGUGAGCACAUUGAGCAUUUUUUCCGUGUCAACCAUCGUGAUCACUAUCUCACACAUCAGUCCAGUUUGAGGGGUGGCUCAUUCGGUUCUCUUGGAGUCCAUUUUUGGAAGGUUGUCUUCAAUGCAAAUAAACUAUCCAAGCUUGUAAAGAAGAAAGAAGCUUAUCAAAAUUGGCUAGAUUACAACCAGAACAAGUAUGUGAUAAAUCCAAAAAAGAGGCCAAACAUGAAGAAGGGUUUCCUUGGACUUUGGGGGGAACAAGUGGAUUCUAUUGAUUAUUAUAAAGCUAAAAUUGAUGCAUUGGUAAAGGAAAUAGCGGUUGAGCACGAGAGAAUUCUUAAAGAUCCAAAAGCUAUUAUGCCUGUAGGAUUUGUUUCAUUCAAAACACGUUGGGGAGCAGCUGCUUGUGCACAAACACAACAAAGCAAGAAUCCAACAAUUUGGUUAACAGAGUGGGCCCCUGAGCCACGUGAUGUAUAUUGGCAAAAUUUACCUAUUCCAUUUGUUGAACUCACAUUUCGGAGAUUGGUGAUAUCUGUUUCUGUCUUCUCACUUUUUAUCCUCUUUAUGAUUCCAAUCGGAUUUGUGCAGUCAUUGGCCACCAUUGAAAGCAUUAAAAAGAAUGCUCCUUUCCUCAAAAAUCUGAUAGAAUUGAAGGUUGUCAAAUCAUUCAUCCAGGGGUUUCUACCAGGUCUGGCUAUGAAAUUAUUUCUCCUUAUACUUCCAUCAAUCUUGAUGACAAUGUCGAAAAUUGAAGGUCACACCUCAUUUUCAGAAAUUGAAAGGAAAACAGCAAGCAAGUAUUACUACUUUAUUUUGAUCAUCUUCUUUUUUGGCUCUAUACUCGUGGGAUCGGCUCUUCAAGAUUUUGAUGCCAGGAAAGAACUUAAGGAUUUGGGCGAUUCUCCUACAAUAGUGCUAAAAAAGCUUGGAGUUCUAGUUCCAAUGAGAGCAACUUUCUUCAUAACUUAUAUCAUGGUGGAUGGAUGGUCUGGAAUCGCUGGAGAGAUUUUACGGUUAAUUCCAUUGAUUAUGUUCCAUUUAAAGAACUCUCUUUUGGUAAAGACUGAUGAGGAUAGGGAGAAGGCAAUGGAUCCAGGAAGUGUAGCAUUUGCAGAAGCCCUCCCUCGCAUGCAAUUAUACUUUUUGCUUGGUCUUGCAUAUUCAGUGGCAACACCCACCAUUCUACCUUUUAUAGUUCUCUACUUUGGGUUUGGCUAUUUUAUCUUUCGACAUCAGGUCAUCAAUGUCUAUGAACAAAAGUAUGAGAGUGCAGCAGCGUUUUGGCCUGAUGUCCAUUAUAGGAUUAUAAUAAGCUUACUAAUAUCACAACUUUUGUUGUUGGGGUUGCUAACUGCUAAAAACGCAAAAGAUUCAGCACCAAUACUUAUUAUUCUCCCCUUUCUCACAAUCUGGUUUCACAAGUAUUGCCAAAAUCGAUUUGAGCCUGCCUUCUCCAGAUAUCCUCUAGAGGAAGCUAUGGCAAAGGACACUUUGGAGCGAGCAACAGAACCAGGACUGGACCUUAAACAGUACCUUGCUAAUGCUUAUGUACAUCCCAUGUUUAAAGACGAUGAUGAGCUUGACGAGUGUGAAAAAGAAUUGUUGUCAUGGAGGGAAAAUGAUUAUAAAGUGUUGACAAAGCGGACAAAUACCCCUAUCGACACUACAGCUUCUACGUCCACCACCUUUUUGAUUGAACGAUAAGGGGGGUUGCCUUUAAAGGAACUACAUACAUUCGCUUUCAUUAAGUGCAUUUCAUGACAGAUUACAUACAUUCGCUUUCAUUCAACUGCAUUUCAUAUUCAUAUGUGGGAUUUGUAAAGAUCUUGUGAACUAAACUUCAAUCUUGAUUAUUAAACAGUAUGGUUGUGGAGCCAAACGGGAUGGAUGUUAAAAUACUAUUUGUUGCUAGGCAUGCUACUUUGGCUGGAUUAUUCCUGUAUAGGAUGGUUCGCCAUUAUGGAGAUGGAAUGGCCUUGGUAACAAUUCAUGUUUAUAGCUGUGUAUUUGUGUAGAUAAGGGAAUUGACAUCAAGAACUUGAAAAAAUUAUUAAAUUAUUAUUUUAUUUUUUUAUACUUGAAAA